CCGCCGAUCCAACGAUAGAGUUUGCGACCUAUUAAAGGGUCGUCGAUUUACGGACCGUCGACACUCGUGACUUGCAACGACAAACAAAGCAUCUGUUAUUCCUUCAUUCAGUAUCACAAAUUCCAUCAAGAAAGCUACAACCUAUUCAAACACGAUCGAAAUAUCACUAAAAGUAAUGAAAAACACACGUGUAAUUGCUUUUACCCUGGUAAUGAUCCUUGCUCUCACGAACACACAAGAUAUAUCUCUUUCACUUCAAAAUCGAAACAUUGUGGAUAAAGAAAUUAGAUGCAUACUUCAACGUAACUCCUGUGACGUUAUUGGCAAGCAGAUUAAAGCAUUACUGCCAGAAGCAUUACAUAAUGGAUGCGCUCGAUGCUCCCCUCAACAGGCACUCAACGCAAAGAAACUCAUGUCCUUUAUGAAGCAGAACUAUCCGAAUGAGUGGCGUAUGAUAUUGCAAAUGUACUUGAAACCAAAACUCGCUGUUUAGUCAACGACGCAACAACAUCACAUCAAUUGAGUUUGUAAAUAAAUUUCACCGACAAAAUUUAGGAGUUUGAAGGGAUUUGGUUUCCAUGCGGUCUGUAGUACCUCUCGUUACCUUAUUUGAACGUCGGCACGAAUGUUACAAGGACAAUGGCAACCGUUAACGAUCGAGCAUUCUUUCCAUUCUUCUGAAACCUUCUCUUUCAUUUGACUCGACAUCAAUUUCUAGACUAUUUUGACGCUCCGAGGGAGAAACCCCAACAAUAAUCACCUAUUUACUUUCAAUAUUAACAUAAUCACUGAGAACCUCGUAAUUAUUAUGUGACUCUUGAUAAAUGUAUUGUAAAAAUAUUUAUUAUUAUGUAUAAAUAUUUACUAACCUAUUACUUAGUA
Ceratosolen solmsi marchali is the source of this 882-nucleotide messenger RNA. RefSeq names its product ejaculatory bulb-specific protein 3. The record is from RefSeq and is a predicted model, not a curated record. The transcript has 2 exons. Bases 176 to 493 code for a protein of 105 amino acids. Lineage: Eukaryota; Metazoa; Arthropoda; Insecta; Hymenoptera; Agaonidae.